CGUGGCAGACUAAGCCGCUCCUCUCUCCCGCCCCUCCUCCUCCCUUUCCCACCCCUCGGAGCGAAGCAGCACAUGCGGCUGCUCCCAGCUCCGUCCCACCCAACCUCGGUCGCGCAGGAACUGGUCCCUGCAGCCCCCAACCGAUGGCAGGACAGUAGGCGCUUGUCAAGGGUCGUGAACGACUGAGGCAGACGUAGCAGCUCCUGGGACUCAAAGAGUGGGUGUCUGCGGAGGCCAUGGGCUACCCUGAGGUGGAGCACAGGGAACCCCUGCCUGCCACAGCGCGGCUGGAGCCGGGAAGCCAGGGCUGUGUCUGUCGCGGGGCCCCUGCCCGGGCGAGCGAAGGGAACAGCUGCCGGCUCUUCAUGGGCUUCUUUGGCCUCUCGCUGGCGCUCCACCUGCUGACGUUGUGCUGCUACCUAGAGUUGCGCUCAGAGUUGCGGCGGGAACGCGGAGUCGAGUCCCGCCUUGGCGGCCCUGGCACCACUGGCACCUCUGGCACUCUAAUCAGCUCCAGUGGCCUCGACGCUGAUGGUUCCAUCACCCGCAACUUUGGGCAAUCGUCACCUCAACAGCAGCAGCUGGGACCAGGGGAAUCCACAGUCACUCAAGAAUCCCAGGACAGUCAUCAGAUGGCCCUUUUGAAUUUCUUCUUUCCUGAAGAAAAAUCCUACUCUGAAGAGGGAAGUAGACAUAUUCACCGCAAUAAAAGAAGCAAAGGAAGUGAAGGAACAGAUGGUCCAGUCAAGAACAAGAAAAAAGGAAAGAAGGCAGGACCUCCUGGACCCAAUGGCCCCCCAGGACCUCCAGGACCUCCAGGACCCCAGGGACCCCCAGGUAUUCCAGGAAUUCCAGGAAUACCUGGAACAACUGUUAUGGGACCACCUGGUCCUCCGGGUCCUCCUGGUCCUCAAGGACCCCCUGGCAUCCAGGGACCUUCUGGUACUACUGAUAAAGCAGGGACUCGAGAAAAUCAGCCAGCUGUGGUGCAUCUACAGGGACAAGGGUCAGCGAUUCAAGUCAAAAAUGAUCUUUCAGGUGGAGUGCUCAACGACUGGUCUCGCAUCACUAUGAACCCUAAAGUGUUUAAGCUGCAUCCCCGAAGCGGGGAGCUGGAGGUACUGGUGGACGGCACCUACUUCAUCUAUAGUCAGGUAGAAGUAUACUACAUCAACUUCACUGACUUUGCCAGUUAUGAGGUGGUGGUUGAUGAGAAGCCCUUCCUGCAAUGCACCCGCAGUAUUGAAACAGGCAAGACCAACUACAACACUUGUUACACCGCUGGCGUCUGCCUUCUUAAAGCCCGGCAGAAGAUUGCUGUGAAGAUGGUACAUGCUGACAUCUCUAUCAACAUGAGCAAGCACACCACCUUUUUUGGGGCCAUCAGGCUGGGCGAGGCUCCUGCAUCCUAGAUUUCUCCCAUUUGGCCCUACUCAUACCCCUACCCCAGGUUUGGGAACCAGGACUCCCAGAACCUCUAAGUGCUGCUGUGGAGUGAGGUAUAUUGAUAUUGCAGUUGCAGAGAGAAAUCUCCCAGUGCUAUUUAUAUACAAAGAUUUCAGGAUCAUAAGUCCUCCUUGACUUUCCAAAGUAACAUUGAUCUAACAGGACAGUCAUGGAGCCCUAGGGUUUACACGAAGCAGAGCCUCCUUCUGCUCCAUGUUAACUGGCUUAUAACAUGACUCCUCAACCCCAAAGUCCCUAUCUUCAAAGUUAUCAUUUGUUGCACUAAAAUAGGGGUCCAGGAUAGUAAGUAAAAGGAAACAAAAGUCUCUCCAGACUCUGGGAGUGGACAUAUGUUCCCAAGGGGACUGCUUCUCCUCUCUUGGGUGGGGGUAAGGGAGUUGGGAUGGGAAGUGUGGCGUAAGAAGAUGGGCAGGAAGAGGAAAGGCAGGUGCUUGUGACAAACAGAGAGUGGUCAAGGGAGAAACCUAACUGCUGAGCAUCCUUAGAAAUGGAAGCAUUUUCACUGCUUUGUGCUGUAGCCAGAAGAAGGGUCAGAAGGCUUUUCACAUUCUGUCUGAGAGUUUCCAAAGCUUCCUGUGCUUUGGGGAUAGGAGGUUUGCCCUCCCUUGGAACAAUUACAGGAAAUAGCUACAAAGUUGCCUGGUAAGAACUUGAAGCCAGAUUUGAGGCCACAUGUCAUAUCUUUCAUUUUUUUACAGCUGAUUCCAUGCUCAGAAAACUCCCUAGGUUCCCUCUUGAUGCUGUCCUUGACAGUCUUACUAGAAUUCCUGACUUAUUUCCCCCCACAGAGUCUACCUCUGUCUGAGACAGGUGCCUCACCUGGAACCUGUGCUUAUGUGAACUUAGGAUAUACUUUAGAUUACCUGGGUGCAAAGAGAAUUUUCCAUUUAUGAAGCAACACAAGUAUUAAUUUGAUCAAGUUGUAUCUGGAAGUUAAGCAUUGGAUUGGGAAACCUCCAGAAAUGCAUAGAUGGUUGUCAAAGAGCCUACUAGUCUCCACACUGUAGACUAUUCCUGGACAUACAUAGUAGAAAAAGACACAGCUUCUCUACCUAACACAGGGCAGGAUGUAGAGAUAAGACCGGGGUCGUAUAUUUUUUCAAUGCAGCUGCAUCUCAAGUGGUUAUUAGCCCAGCAGCUGACACCUUACUGGCCCACCCUCUCCUCACUCUAUCCUUUGAAAGCUAUGGUUGGGCACAGUCAUCAUAGAUUCCAGUGAUACUCCACUGAAUACAGACUUAGGGGAAGCCAAUGUCUAGGCAUUGGGCAGGGCUCUGUCCUCUAGUCCGAUAUAAAGACAUCGCCUCCACCCUAAUGUUCUCAUUGGAUCAGAUGUUGUGAUCAUCCAAGAGCCUGAUUUCUGGGGUACUAUGUAUAUCCCAUAGCUAAGAAGAUCAUCCUUGUAAAGGCUGUUACUCUUGUUCCAGAGACAAGUAUCCUUGUGAGAAGAUUAGGAUUAAAUUACUUCAGACACCUUAAAUGCACCAAAAACAGCAGGCACUACUUCUUAGCUGUGCCUCCUAUAUCUAAACAACUAUACUGUUUGAUCUUCCCAGGGUCAAGGAAAGAGACAGCUGGCUAGAUCACCAUUGUCUGUCUGAUUAUUAAGGAUAGUCUGAAAUCCCCAGUGAGGCAUAUUGGAUGUGUGUCUAGCCUCAAGUAAUAUAAUGGGGUCAAUACAAUCCUAAGUUAUAGCAGGAACUGAUAAGAGCCUCACCCUCAAGCUUUGAAACCGCUUUCUUAUUACACCCUUUGGUAAUAUUAUAAAUUCCAUUUAUAAUAUGGAUAUACAUCAUCCAUUGCUUAGAUGAGGCUUAGAGAGAUUAACUGCUUUGACUAGGAUCUCACCCAGCUUAAAUUCUACACCUAGGGCUCCAACCAGGUCUGACUUCAAAGCUAUUCCAUUAUAUUAUAAGAUUAGGUUUAACCAGGGGUCUUAAAAAAAUCAGUGAAGAUGGUAUCAAUCCUUUAUAUCCCUAAAGAGAAACCCAAAGAUUCUCAUUUUCCACUCUGCUGGUAAUACCUGUUCUCCUGACUUCCAGGGACUAUAUGGUAAAACAAAAGUAAACUUUCUUUGGGAAACUUUCUUUCAGAAGAAUUCUCUUGGCAUUAUGUCCAAGCAGCAGAAAACUGACUCCCCACAUGUUCUUUAACCUCCACAAUUAACCAACUUUGGUACAGGUCCUCUAAGUGGACUGGGUCCUCCUUGCCUUACACCUAAAGACAGGUUAUAGGAGUUGGCUACUUCCCACACCUACUAAUCAAUAUCAUAUCUUCUUUCACCAAACCACAGAGAGUUUUAUAUUUCUUUAGGAUAGAGGUAUUACCUCAGAGAGAACUUGGUUCUAAUACCAAAAGGGUGUGAAGAAGUGGAAAUGAAAAGGCUUCCUAAUUGUGCCCUAAGGAUAUUCCAACACCCAACCUAUCAUUCAGAUAUGGGGAAAUAGAAUUCACAAAGGAAUAUUUAUUCAUCAUGAACCCUCAAAAAUAAUUCUCAAAAAUGAGGAAGUGGGUAAGGGUAGUAAGAGAGUGUUGUUGCAGCAAAGUUCUUAGCAAACUGGUAAAGUAAUCAACUACUAAAAAAUAAUAAUAAGGAAAUUAAAUUGAUUUAUAAUGUGGAGACUUAUGAUGGGCAAUAGAACAAAGACAUUUAUAAGGCAGCAGGUGACAGUUUUGAAGGAAAAUUGCAUAGCAUGGCCCUUUGCCAAUUUGGGCUUUGACAGCUAAAGCUGGCCCAAAAAACAGCUAUCAGGACUGCUUAGCUACCAAUUUUAUGCCAAAUGUCAUCUUUGCCUUAUUUCCCCCUUCAUCUAUCCUGAGCCAAAUUUAUUUUACUGAUCAAGAAAGAGUUAGGAACCUUGGAGAUGAACAAAGACUGUAUGUCUCUUUUAUGUAACUUCUGGUAUAUUCAUAUAAAUACAGAGAAAUUUAAAGGAAAUCUAGUUUAAGUAUAUACUUGAUCCCCAGGUUACUCAUAUAGAAAUUGAAGUCCAGAGAGGGAAAGUCACCUGCCCGAGGUGCUGAACAAAUCUCAACCUCUGGACUCAGUAAGUGAGGAGUUAGAACAGUCCAUAUCAAUGCUGUCCCCUUCUUUUUUCCAUACACAGACUCAAAGCUGCAAACACAUGUCCCCCUUUAGGAGCCUGGUCAGGCAGGGAGAGAGUAACUGCAGUCUUCAUCAGAACUAGUCAUAUCCCAACUCCUGCCUCUGGACUGUCUCAGUACCAUGAAACCCUGCCUCAGGCCCCAUCCCAUCCCUGCCUGGAGGCUCCCUUAGGUCCUGUGAACACAUAGGAGGAGCUGGAUAUUUUUUUCCUUUUAAUCUACUUCAGGGAUCUCUUGGAGAGGAGUUGGGCAUAUGCUAAUUCUUGAUUCAAAAAGCUUCCAUUUGGGGUGGGGAAUGAACUUUAUUGUGAUGGCCUGGAACAGGCCCAAUGCUGCUUUGGGGGUCAGCAUCAGUGUGAAAUACUGUGUAUAUAAACUAUACAUAAUGUAUAUAAACUGGGGUGUAAGUUUGUGUAAAUUAAUGGUUUAUUCUUUGCAAAUAAAGCUUUUCCC
This is a messenger RNA of Erinaceus europaeus (western European hedgehog), 5025 nucleotides long. RefSeq names its product ectodysplasin A (gene EDA). Lineage: Eukaryota; Metazoa; Chordata; Mammalia; Eulipotyphla; Erinaceidae. The transcript is spliced from 8 exons. The coding region runs from base 237 to 1412 and encodes 391 amino acids. Gene Ontology annotation, molecular function: death receptor agonist activity; tumor necrosis factor receptor binding; death receptor binding. Gene Ontology annotation, cellular component: membrane. The record is from RefSeq and is a predicted model, not a curated record. Gene Ontology annotation, biological process: animal organ development; immune response.